Archocentrus centrarchus (flier cichlid) is the source of this 6831-nucleotide messenger RNA. RefSeq names its product scavenger receptor class A member 5-like. The transcript is spliced from 9 exons. Gene Ontology annotation, biological process: zymogen activation. NCBI's taxonomy places the organism in Eukaryota, Metazoa, Chordata, Actinopteri, Cichliformes, Cichlidae. Gene Ontology annotation, molecular function: serine-type endopeptidase activity. Gene Ontology annotation, cellular component: plasma membrane. The record is from RefSeq and is a predicted model, not a curated record.
AUGGACAAUGAUGCAGAGUCCUUUUCCUUGCAGGCCCUGGAGGUGGAGCUGAGGACUAUGCAAGCUCACUCUCUUCAAUCAGAAGGUUACUUGGUACAGUUGGAUGACAGGUUGUCCUCACUAAGCAACUCUGCUGGCAGGAACCUGACGGGUUUGAGCUAAGAGGUGGCCCGAGCCUCCACAUGGCUUCGCGAUCAUGACGUCCUGCUGAGGGAAACCUCGAGUUAUGUGAGUGAACUGAGGGAAAAAUUAGAUGAGGUCAACUGGACUGUGGGAGCUGUUAAUCACACCUUCAGCAACGACAUCAGCAUUCACCAUCUGAAGAUCCGUGACUUGCAGAUCCAGAUCAGCAACAUAACAGAAGACACCAGCAGUUUAUGGGUGACCCACGUCCACACGGAGGCCCAGUUGAGGAACGAGAUGGAGAUCCUGAACACAAUCACAGAGGACCUCCGUCUUAAGGACUGGGAGCACUCCAUGGCCCUGAAGAACCUCACAAUAUUAGAAGGACCUCCAGGGCCAAAAGGAGAGAAGGGGGACACUGGAGAUGUAGGGCCCCCUGGGGUUCCUGGUCUGACUGGCUUGAGAGGAUUUACCGGAGAAAAAGGCAACCAGGGUCCGCGGGGAAUCAAAGGGUCUCUUGGGGUCGAUGGCAUGCCGGGAGAAAAAGGAGACAUUGGACCUGUCGGGCCUAAAGGUGACCGAGGAGAAAGAGGUUUCAAGGGAGAGAAGGGUGACCGGGGAGAGCGAGGAGACAGAGCAGUGGAGGAGACCUUGGUACGGUUGGUGAAUGGGUCAGGUCCUCACGAAGGGCGUGUGGAGGUUUUCCAUGAACGUCGCUGGGGAACCGUGUGUGACGACGUCUGGGAUAAAAAGGAUGGAGAUGUGGUCUGCAGGAUGCUGGGAUAUCAAGGAGCAACCGAGGUCCAUAAGACUGGACGCUUCGGACACGGCACUGGUUUGAUCUGGAUGGAUGAUGUCGCAUGCACAGGGACAGAAGACAGCAUCCAUGAGUGUAAGUUUUCCGGUUGGGGCAAAACCAACUGUGGCCACGUCGAGGACGCUGGUGUGACCUGCGCCACCUAAACCUUCAGGACCCCAACACUGCUGCAGCUGCCGAGUAUCGCCCAAACACUGCCUUAAACUUAAGGUGCUGAACGCCCUGCCAUUUGCACCAGGCGUGCCAUAUUAGCAGUAUGUUCCCUUCUUACCUGCAAAAAACAAAAAAGUGCCAACUCACAUGAUACAUGAACUUAAGCUGCAGCUUGGUUAGAUGUUCAUGACUAAAUGUAACUAUGUGAGCCACAGGAUCGAAUCAUGGUGCAGCCUUUGCCAACAUCAAAGUUGUGUUUUCAUUAACUGCACAGUAUGAGCUGAAGGAUGAUCACAUGACAGGAUGCUUCAUGAGGCUGAAAUAACGGGCAAAGGUCAGGAUGGAGUGAGGCUCAGAGGCUCACCUCAGGGCAGGUUUGCUGCUUUGACCUCCAAGAGAGGAUUGUCGGAUCUGACAACUUCAUCUUCCCAGUGCAUCAUUUCCACUUACCAAAGGGCUGAAAAGGCACUCAAUGGAACUGACAGGACAGUUUCUGCUGAACUCAUUUUCAUUUAGAGGCAGCUGCUCUUCACAGUGUUAUUUAGGAAUGGCUUUUGCUCAGUAUACCAGUGUUGCCUUACUACACAAUACACCAGUGCUUACUAGGUAACUGUUUGGUGAUUUGCAGACCUGAAGAUACCACAAAAUCAAACUAAUCCACCUUUCUGCAUUUUUUUUUCUUUCACUUGAAUACAAAACGCUUGGUUUUCCUUAUUCAGUGUUGUUCAGCCAAACAUGCUCUUCUCUCAGGUCUGGCAAACAUGUUUACUGCAUUCCCUUCAUAAAACAUCUGCAAAACAACAUUUGCAAAUAUCCUAAAUCUAGUAUUGUUUCCACCGGUGUUUUCAUCCUGACGUUACGCCUCUUUGGGCGUCACAUAGUCAGCUUCAGUAAUCUGCCAAAUCUGCAUCCCUGCAAAGAGCUGGACUUUCUUUUAGCUAUGAAAAUCUAUGAUUAUAUCAACCUCAUUUCCAGUUGUAAAGGGAAGCUAUUUUUAACCGAAAAGCUCAACAAAUGCUAAAGCUAAACCUUACUGUAUAUUAGUAGCUUAGCAACAAAGGGAAACCUGAUAAAUAAAAGUUUUAACAGCUAGAAAGUCAAAUAUUUCCUUCAGGAGUUUGUGAACACCAAAAACAAAUCAUCACCCGAGUUAGAUGUAGGACAUAUACUCAUCAGCUGAAUAUUGCUCAGCGCUUGUUUAUGUAGCAAACAAAUAAGCAAUGACAACUUUGAAAGGCAAUAAUACACAUGCAAGGUCUGUUUUAGAGCUCUUCUACCCCCAAAGUGCCAAAAAAAAUCUUUUUUUUUUUGUUUGUUUUUAUCACGUGCAUUCUUUAACCUGCAAAUCACCAUCCUGUGCUUUCUGUGGCCUCUAUAUUUAUAUCAAAAAAUAAUAAUCAUUAAAUAACAACUUCUGGAAAGAGUUAACAGUCACUCCAGGUGACAGAUGAAGUGACGAUGAUGAAGAACAGAUGAGUAUAAACAGAUGGAUGCAUGGAUGGCUGCCCUGUAUGAUUUAUAAAUGUGGGUCUGUCAGUGUUUACUGCCAAAAAUUAGCUUGUUUCAGCAAUAAUACACACACACACACACACACACACACACACACACACACACACACACACACACACACACACACACACACACACACAUCAAAACAUCAGACCAACCACAAUGGACCUUUCGUCUACAUUUUACCUCGUUCUCAGUAGAAUUUCAACUUUACGACUGUUCUCAAAUCCAAAAAAAAGUUUGUACCUCCCAGGUUUCCUCGUCACUACUUCUUCUGAGCCAACAGAAGACAUGGAGCUGCAAGCUGGAAUAAAAUACGUACAUGCUGGGACCUGAACACACCCAUGUUUUUAUAUUUGAAGUUGGGAAAUGUUUUUUUUGUGCACCUUAAAAAUCUGGCAAACUCACAAACCUCAAAAGACUGAAGUUAAAUUCCCUCUGACUGUUAGAAUCUGUAAGCGUCCCACUUACUUUUUACUAAAAUCUGCAACCUCGGUCUUUAUAUCCAAGAGAACAGAGAAAAAAUAUUUUGGAGAGGAGCAGGACUUUAUGCUGCUGCAGCCAGAAAUGCCCGAUGUCCAAGUUCCCUGGUGUUUGUCGAGGUUUUUGCUUUAAACCACUCUCCUGCCACAGCAGAAAAUAAAUUAAAGAAGCAAAAGAGAAGAAGAGGGAGUUUGGGAAAAGAAAAAAUGAGGUGAUAAACCAGAUUCAGCAGACCGAUGUAAGAGAGAAUGGUUGAUAUGUUUCUUUGAAAAUUUUCUGCAAGUAUUGACAGGGUGACUCAGGAGGACUCAUGUAUAAUCUGACUAUCAGUAUUCUUUGGCUAACUGCAUUAAAUCAUCACAUCUGACAUCUGCAUUACAUUACAUACCUCCAUCAUGUCCGCAUAUUACUGAAAGGCGAUGACAACAGCCAAGAAAAGGGGGAGUGCAACAAUAACUAAGACUAUUCACAGUAACAUAUUUUCAGAACUUACCAGGAUGCCCCAUCAAGAAAUAGGCUCACUUUGCCAUCAACUUCUACUGCUGUUCGCCCUCUGCUGGUCAUUAGAAAGAAUGCAGGUUCAAGGCAUGUUUGCAUUGGCAUAGGUUUUCCAGGCUAUAGCUAUCACUGCAUCCAUCUUUUAUAUACAGUCUGUAGUUGCAGCCCUAGAAUACACACACACACACACACACACACACACACAUUGCUUGCACUAAUAUCAUAUAAUGGAGAUAUCCUUUAUUGUAGAAAUGCAUCUGCAUAAAUCCCAAUUGAGCAUUAAAGGUAAACCCCCGGCUUGAAUUUUGAAGUUUGCUCAAAUUCUUCGUAGUCUUCCGACAGACGGAUAUGUGGAAAUUCUUUUCUAAGCACAGGAAGUGAUAAAACAAAAUGUGAAAUGCUGCAGCUCACCGUGACACUGAACCCCCCUCACUACCUUCAACGCACAUGAAAAAUGGGCUCCCUGAACAGUUUUUCUGACUCCACCUUAUGCAAGCCCUUCAAGUUUAAAUCUAAAUCUGAAAAUUGCCUCAUGAAAUUGCAAAGUACAAAGCUGCCUGUAAUGACACCCGUGUGUUAUUAUUUAUAAUAAAGUCCUAAGUAAAUAAACAAAUUUACAGUAUUAGAUAUUUAAAAUGCAGUAUGAUUGCAUUGUUGUAUUCAUGCACAAAUUAAUGGAACAAAUCAGAAUUUUAUGCAACCAUUUAGUUGUAUAGUUUUCAAGCCAUUUGCAGGUCCAUAAAUGAAAGUAAAUACUCAAUUGCAUAAUAUUUUUAUGCACAACAACAUAUGUAGCUUUCUGUGCGACUGAGUGGCAGCCAGGCCUCUGUGUUUGCUCCUGAUGUCUCCCAUUUAUCUUGUAGAGGCGUCAGAUUCAGCACUUUGGCUGCAGAGCCAAUUAUUACUUCCUCUCUGAUACAACAGCCAAAUAUAACACCCUUGGCUUAUCUAUAUUUUUUCACUCUGCUUAUUUGUCAUCUCCUUUUAAAAAAUGAGUUGACCAUAAAAACAUACGAAAGCAGGUUGAAGAAGUUUAUAAAAAUAAAUAAUUUUGUACUUGUACUGUUUUCAGAGAAUAAAGUGGGGUUUGUAGUAUACUACAGUAUUUAUACACUUUUUUUCACUAAAGUUAUAAUAUAUCUAAACAUUAAGUGCAUUUCUGGCAUAAAAGUAGCAGUUUCCACAGCUUUUGUUUCCAGCUCAAAUUCAAAUUGAAUUUUGUGCCGUUUCCUUUCUACCUUAACAGAUACAAACAGGAAAUAAAGCGACCAAGUUUUUAGAUUUUUUUUUUUUGAUGAUGUGAAUGUAAGAUUUACUUAAAAAAAAAAAAAUGUUUUGGGCUGUAUGGAUCAUAUUCUCUGCAUUUUCCAGCUGAUUCAACUUCUUAAGACAUUUCAUGGAAAAAGAGGUACAGAAAGAUGACAAAAGAAAGGAAAAUUUGAAACCACUGAACCCUUGACAUCUAUAGUGCAGGGAUCUGAUGGCUCUGUUAUGCAUUUGGAGGCAUUUUCCUCCAUUGCUUUGGUCCUCUUGUCCCAUUAGAGUCACUGCAAUCAAAGUCCUUAUCCAAAUCCUUUGUCCUGUGUUGAGACAUUUCUAUUCUAACUGGAGUGGUCUGUUCCUGGAUGAUAUUGUCCACAUCCAAAGGGUACUGAAUGGUUUGAUGAGUAUGAAAAUGAAAGUGUUUUCAGUUACCAGAUCUCAACCCAGUUGAACAUCUGUGGGAGAUUUUGGACAGAUGUGUUAGCACUGUCCAGCUGGACUGAAACUCCAGUUCAUUAGUGAUAUAUCUGAUGGCGAUGUAGAUGUAACCUGUUCAACUGCUUUUUAACACAAAUUUCUAAUCAGCCAAUCACAGGGCAGCAACUCAGUACAUUUAGGCACAUAGACAUGGUCAAGACAACCUGCUGAAGUUCAAAUUGAACAUUAGAAUGGGGAAGAAAGAUGAUUUAAGUGACUUUGAACGGUUGUUGGUGCCGGAUGGGCUGGUCUGAGUAUUUCAGAAAUUGUUGAUGUACUGGGAUUUUCCCACAUAAACAUCUCUACGGUUUACAGAGACUGGUUCAAAAAAGAGAAAAUAUCCAUUGACCAGCAGUUCUCUGGGUGAGUGAUGUCAGAGAAAAGUGGCCAGUCUACCUUGAGCUGAUAGGAAGACAACAAUAGCUCAAAUAAUGACUUAUUUCAACCAAGGUAUACAGAAGAGCAUCUCUGAAUGCAGAACACAUCAAGCCUAGAAGCAGAUGGGCUACACCAGCAGAAGACCACACCUCCUGUCAGCUAACAGGAAACUGAGGCUACAGUUCACACCGACUCACCAAAAUUGGAUAACAGAAGAGUAUUAGCAGUUCAAGCUGGUGGUGAGGGUGUAAUGGUGUGGGGGAUAUUUUCUUGGCACACUUUGGUCCCCUUAGCAUUGUUUAAAUGCCACAGCAUUGUUUAAAUGCCACAGCCUUCCUGAGUACACAGCCUUCCUGAGUAUUGCUACUGGCUGAGUCUAUCCCUUUAUGACCCGUCUUCUGAUGGCUGCUUCCAACAGGAUAACUCACACGGUCACAAAGCUCAAAUCAUAGAGCAUAUUCGAGAGGAAUUUUUAAAAACAGGCUGAGGUCUUCCAAACAGAACAAUUGAAGAGAAGGGCUGAAAUCUGCUUUAGAUGAAUCUAAUCUGCUGGUGAAUACACUGCAGACUAAUCAUAUAUUAAAACCUUAUGGGCACAAUUCAUCAGGAUGAGAAUGUAAACCAUUGUCUGCUAGAGUGUUUUUUUUUUCUCUCUCCCUUGGUUUUGUUUAUUUUGACUCAACUCUGCUUCACUUGCUGAGCUGCAGUUUCUUAGACAUCAGUAGAGAAAAACUCUUGUUCUGUGAUUAAUUGGCUGCUUAGAGGCUCCUCUGAUCUCAGAUAAUUCUUUCAAAAACACCCUCACGCCAUUACUCUAAAAUACCCUUGCAAGUGAUCACAUAUCGCAAACAUCUUGUAUUGGCUUCUCGUUUUCAGUCAAUUGCAUUUAACAGCACAAAUGUGUCCUUUGAAUUGUAAUGUCUUGGUUGUAUAAAGACUCUGUAAGCAGUCCUGUGUAUCCAUGUUUCUGUUUCUGUCUCAUUGGCUCAUAACAGAUGGAAGGGCUGUGGAGUUAACAAAGGUACUUCACCUAAAAAUACAUAGAGCUUUUUACUUCAUGUUCUGUUGAUUUAUGCCACUAAAAUGCUGCAUAUGUUCUGCUGAAAUAAUAAAAUGUAGAUUUGUUUAAA